Molecule: messenger RNA, 1032 nt
Organism: Entrophospora sp. SA101
Lineage: Eukaryota; Fungi; Glomeromycota; Glomeromycetes; Entrophosporales; Entrophosporaceae
Source: the annotation of a GenBank genome assembly
AUGGGCGAUAAAAAAUUCAUAGCAAUGUUGCAACUUGCUAAUAACACAGGUGCAUUAAUGAGUUGUUCUAUUAAUGCUCUUGAGGGUGAAAGAAAACAAGAAAGAUUACCAAACGGAUUAGUGAUUGGGCAUGUGUAUGGAAUUACAGGAAUGGCAAAUAUAAAACCAAGUAUUUUUAAAAGAAAUAAAGAAAUUGUUCUUAUAAAAUUACAUAACCCAUGGGGUGAAGUUGAAUGGAAUGGUAGAUGGUCUGAUAAUUCAUCAGAGUGGCAAAAAAUUAGUAUUUCAAAAAGAAAUAAAUUAGGUUUUAAAAUAGCAGAAGAUGGCGAUUUUUGGAUGUCAUUUGAAGAUUUUACAAAAAAUUUUUCUACAUUAGUAAUUUGUCGUCAUCUCAAUACAUCAUGGUUUACAUUAGGGAAACGUUGGUAUGGUACAAUAUUGCAUGGUAGAUGGUCAAUUAAGAAUAAAACAGCUGGUGGAUGUAUAAAUAACAUAAAUACUUUUUAUGAAAAUCCACAGUAUUCUAUAUUAGUUCACAAACCAACUACUUUAGUAGUUGCUCUGAUGCAAAAAGACAAUGACAAAAAGGUUACAAUAGGUUUUAUUUGUCUUAAAAUUGAAGAGAAUCGUAAAUAUCGAAUUCAUAAGUCAACAUAUGAAACUGUAGGCUCUGUAACUUACAAAAAUGUGCGUGAAGUUACAACAAGGAUGACACUUAAUAGUGGACAUUAUGUUUUAAUACCAUCAACUUUUAAUAAUGGAAAAGAGGCAUCCUAUUUUCUAAGAAUAUUCUCUACAAGACCAAUAAAAAUUAGACAAUUAAUUAAAGAUGUACCUCCCAAAAAAUGGUAUGAUCCUAUUAUAUAUUUUGGGAAAUCAUAUUAUGUUGGAAUGGUGAGAAUACAAAUCAUUAAAGGAGAUUUUAAGAGGGAAGUUAAUAAAGAAAAACAACAAGCAAUUGAAUCAGGACAGUUCUCACCAAAACAUAAAAAAUCUAAAGUGAUUAAGUUAAAAGAAAAUAUUUCAGAAUGA